Cercopithifilaria johnstoni is the source of this 1443-nucleotide messenger RNA. The record is from the annotation of a GenBank genome assembly. NCBI's taxonomy places the organism in Eukaryota, Metazoa, Nematoda, Chromadorea, Rhabditida, Onchocercidae.
AUGCUAACAUCAACCUUCGAUUCAAAUCUUCGAUUCAAUAUUUCAACAGACGAACAAACAGAGGAACAACAUUCCACUACCAAUACACGGAUAAUAUUUGAUCAAUCUAAAAAUGAGCCGUAUCAUUUUCAUUCCGGUUUUCGGCAAAUUCAUAAAAGAUUACGCAAUGAAUGGCGUUUAGAAGUUAAUACGGAUGAAAUUAAUGCAAAAAUCUUUACUGAAUGUUGCUUAUUUGUGAUACCGUAUCCAAAAGCGAAAUUUUUACAAAAUGAAAUUGAUCAUCUGAAAAAUUUCAUCGAUGACGGUAAUAAUGUAUUAGUAUUAAUGAACGAAGGUGGUGAACAAGCUGCUGAUACAAAUAUUAAUGUUUUACUUGAACAAUACGACAUUGCUUGUAAUAAUGAUUCUGUAAUUCGAACAACAUUUUACAAAUAUUUGGAUCCGAAGGAAGCAUUAGUUGCUAAUGGUGUCCUAAAUCGUGCUGUUACAUCAACAGCUGGCAAACUGAUGCAUUCAAACGAUGAAGAAAUUAACGCAUUUAACCUAAAAUUUGUUUAUCCAUAUGGAGCAACAUUGAAUGUUGGCCGUAAAUCAAUAGCAGUACUAUCAACGGGUAGCGUUUGCUAUCCAAACAAUCGACCCAUUUGCGCAUUUCAUCAAACAGAAAAAGGUGGUAAAUUGAUAGUUAUUGGUUCAGUUCAUAUUUUCACCGAUCAAUAUUUUGAAAAAGAAGAUAACAGUAAAAUAUGGGAUGUUAUUAUGAAAUAUGUAACGGAAGGUUUUGUUUUAAAUGCUGUUGACAGUAAGGAACCGGAUUUGAUGGAUACACAUUUUAUACCGGAUCAUAUUUAUUUAUCGGAAAAGAUUAAAGUAUGUCUACAGGAAGGUGAAUAUGAGAUGAAUCAAAGCAGCGAUUUUCUCAAAUGCUUUGAUAUUAGCCUCUAUGCUAUGGAUCUUUCCGUUUGGCCUAAAACUAUCAGGGCAUUUGAACAGCUUGGUUUAAAGCAUGAGCCACUUUCUCUUAUUGUACCACAGUUUGAAGUACCACAACCUCCACUUGCACCUGCUGUAUUUCCACCGAACUUUCGGGAACUUCCACCACCUCGGUUAGAAUUAUUUGAUUUGGAUGAUAUGUUCUCAUCAGCAGAUGUUCGCCUCGCUCAGCUAACCAACAAAUGUGAAGAAAGUGAUUUGGAAUACUUCUUGAAAGAGGCUGGUGAAAUUUAUGAUAUCACGAAAUGUUUACCAGAAAAUGAUAGAGGACCGAAAAAAGUACUUGAAUUUGUGCUCUAUCAAUUGGUCGAAUUUAAAAAGUUCAACCAGGAAAAAGAUGAUAUUGAUGUCGGAAAUCUGAAAAGGAUAUCCGACGACUUGAAUGAGCUUGUUGAGGAGGAUGAUGGGCGAUAUUUCUCGGAUAUUGAUGAGUAUGAUGACGUGAAUUAA